AGUAGUAGUAAUAAUAAUAAUAAUAAUAUAACGAUAAUCACCUCUGUAUAGGAUGGCACCUUGAUCCUUAAAUAUUGUCCAGUGUGUAAGGUCAGUGUGCGGAGGGUUAGGAGCGGAGAGGGCUGAUUUUUCUUAAAGGGGCAGAUCAGGGGAAGGCUGUGAUGGUGCUGGGAGAGAGGAGGGGGGAGAGAUAAGUGGUCUGAAGAAGAGGAUAGGACAAAAAAAAAAAAAAAAAAACCACCCUGAUGAUGAUGAAUACAUUGGAAAGUUUUUUUGGCCCUGGUGAGGGUGUCAGAUUGAAUGCUCUGUGCGCAUGUGCGAAGGUGUCCAAACUGACAAUGCUUGGGAGAUGAAGAUAGUGUGUAGCUGCUUCUGGGCUCAAGGAGGAGGAGAGGAAUCCACAAGCCGACACGAUGAGAUCCAAGGCGAGGGCGAGAAAACUGCCCAAAAGUGACAGCGAGAUUGUAAAUAAUAUGUACGAGACCGACCCUGAUCUCCUUGCUGGCGAAAGUGCAGAGGAGGAAACAGAGGACAGUAUUAUGUCCCCCAUUCCUGUCGGACCUCCAUCACCCUUUCCCACCAGCGAGGACUUCACUCCCAAGGAGGGCUCACCUUAUGAAGCUCCCGUCUACAUUCCUGAUGACAUUCCAAUCCCACCAGAUUUUGAACUCAGAGAAUCUUCGAUUCCAGGGGCAGGGCUAGGGAUUUGGGCCAAAAAGAAGAUUGAAGUUGGGGAAAGAUUUGGACCCUAUAUGACAGUACAAAGGAGCACAUUAAAGGAAACAAACUUUGGAUGGGAGCAAAUACUGACUGAUCCCGAGGUGACCUCCCAAGAAGGCAAUAUAAAAAAGAUUGCUGAUGACCUGGGAAAUGAAAAAUUCUGCAUUGAUGCCAGCCAGAGCGGAGCUGGGAACUGGCUGAAGUACAUCCGCGUGGCCUGCUCCUGCGACGAACAGAAUCUAGCCGUGUGCCACGUUAACGACCAGAUCUAUUAUAAAGUUAUUAAAGAAAUUGAGCCAGGAGAAGAGCUCUUGGUGUAUUUGAAGGAAGGUGGUUAUUCACUUGGGAACAUGGCGCCCAGCAUGGAAGAAGAGCACACGUUUCGCUGCGAGGACUGUGAUGAACUUUUCCAGUCAAAGCUCGACCUGCGGCGACACAAGAAGUACGCCUGCAACGCUGUCAGCUCCCUGUACGAGACCCUCAACGACGAGAUCAAGCAAGAAGGUCUUGGAGAUGGACAGGUCCAUGAGUGCAAAGACUGUGAGAGGAUGUUCCCCAAUAAAUACAGCCUGGAGCAGCACAUGGUAAUCCACACCGAGGAGAGGGAGUACAAGUGCGACCAGUGUCCCAAGGCUUUCAACUGGAAAUCCAACCUGAUUCGUCACCAGAUGUCUCACGACAGUGGGAAACGGUUUGAAUGUGAAAACUGCGUUAAGGUGUUUACAGACCCCAGCAACCUCCAGCGGCACAUCCGUUCCCAGCACGUCGGGGCGCGGGCCCAUGCCUGCCCGGACUGCGGCAAAACCUUUGCCACCUCGUCUGGCCUCAAACAACACAAGCACAUUCACAGCACUGUCAAACCUUUCAUAUGUGAGGUCUGUCACAAAUCCUACACGCAGUUCUCCAACCUCUGCCGGCACAAGCGGAUGCACGCGGACUGUCGCACCCAGAUCAAGUGCAAGGACUGCGGCCAGAUGUUCAGCACUACCUCCUCUCUCAACAAACACCGGCGCUUCUGCGAGGGCAAGAACCAUUACAACCCAGGCGGGAUUUUUGCCCCUGGCUUACCCCUAACGCCCACUUCCAUGAUGGACAAAUCCAAGCCUUCUCCCAACCUCAAUCAUGCCAGCUUGGGAUUUAAUGAUUAUUUUCCAUCCCGCCCGCACCCGGGGGGUCUUCCGUUCUCACCUGCUCCCCCAGCAUUUCCUGCCCUCACUCCGGGAUUCCCGGGGAUUUUUCCACCAUCUCUAUACCCUAGGCCCCCCUUGUUACCACCCACACAACUGCUCAAAAGUCCCCUCAACCACACUCAAGACGCAAAGCUUCCAAGCCCCCUUGGGAACCCAGCACUUCCUCUGAUCUCUGCAGUGAGCAACAGCAACCAGGCCACUUCAGGAGAGGAGAAAUGUGAAAGCAGCCUGGAAAACUCCUACCUGGAGAAGCUAAAAGCCAGGAACAGUGACAUGUCCGAUGGCAGUGACUUUGAGGAUGUCAAUACAACCACAGGCACAGAUCUGGACACCACCACUGGCACCGGUUCUGACCUGGACAGUGACGCAGAGAGUGACAGGGACAAAACAAAAGAGAAGAGCAAACAAAUUGAGAGCAAGCCAGAUUUUGUCAGCAGCUCUGUGUCUGCGAGUUCCACCAACAACACGAGUGAGAUCCCUCUCUUCUAUUCUCAGCAUUCCUUCUUUCCUCCCCCCGAAGAGCACCUGCUACCUACCACGGGAGCAGCUAAUGACUCUAUUAAAGCUAUCGCCUCCAUCGCAGAGAAAUAUUUUGGGCCUGGCUUCAUGGGGAUGCAGGAGAAAAAGAUGGGUUCGCUCCCGUAUCAUUCCAUGUUCCCUUUUCAGUUCCUCCCCAAUUUCCCCCAUUCACUCUACCCUUUUACGGAGCGGACCCUCAAUCACAACUUGCUGGUCAAGGCAGAACCAAAGUCACCCAGGGACCUCCACAAAGUAGGCAGCACCAGCUCAGAGUCGCCCUUCGAUCUCACCACAAAGCCAAAAGAGAUUAAGCCAAUCUUGCCGCCACCUAAGGUCCUGCCAACCCCAUCCUCAGGGGAAGAACAGCCACUGGAUCUGAGCAUUGGCAACCGCAUCCGAGCCAGUCAGAACGGAGGAAGAGAGCCACGGAAAAACCAUAUUUAUGGGGAAAGGAAGCUAAUGGCAAGUGAAGUCUUACCCAAGAUUUCCCAGUCGCAACUGCCUCAGCAGCCAUCCCUGCAUUAUGCUAAGCCAUCACCCUUUUUCAUGGACCCCAUAUACAGCAGGGUGGAGAAGCGGAAGGUGACAGACCCUGUGGGUGCCCUAAAGGAGAAGUACCUGCGACCCUCCCCGCUGCUUUUUCACCCCCAGAUGUCGGCCAUAGAAACAAUGACAGAGAAGCUGGAGAGUUUUGCAGCCAUGAAGGCAGACACUGGCACUUCCCUGCAGCCCCUUCCCCAUCACCCGUUCAACUUCCGAUCUCCACCACCCACGCUAUCCGAUCCCAUCCUGCGCAAGGGCAAGGAGCGUUACACCUGCAGGUACUGUGGUAAGAUCUUCCCACGCUCAGCAAAUCUGACAAGGCAUCUGCGGACACACACUGGAGAGCAGCCUUACAGGUGUAAAUACUGUGACAGGUCAUUCAGCAUUUCCUCCAACCUCCAGCGGCACGUUCGAAACAUCCAUAACAAGGAGAAGCCAUUCAAAUGUCACCUGUGUAACCGAUGCUUUGGGCAGCAGACCAACUUGGACCGACAUCUUAAGAAACACGAACACGAGAACGUUCCAGUGAGCCAGCACUCUGGAGUCAUUACAAACCACCUUGGGACCAGUGCCUCUUCCCCAAACUCGGAAUCAGACAACCAUGCACUUUUAGAUGAAAAAGAGGAUUCUUAUUUCUCUGAAAUCAGAAAUUUUAUUGCAAAUAGUGAGAUGAAUCAAGCAUCAACUUUAGCAGAUAAAAGGCCAGAAAUCCAGGAUAUUGAUGGAAAUUCCCAGUGUCAUGGAUUAGCAAAUGAGAAAACAGAAGAUGUGGAUGAUGAGGAUGAAGAACUGGAAGAAGAGGAUGAUGACAGCCUGACAGGGAAGUCACAGGAUGAAACGGUAUCACCCGCUGCAGAACCCCGAGGAGCAUUUGAGGAUGAAGAAGAUGAAGAGCCCGCAUCUCUCACCAUGAGCUUUGACCACACCCGAAGGUGUAUUGAGGAGGACGAAGCCGGCUUGUUAGAUUUGGAGCAGAUGCCGAAUUUUGGGAAGGGGCUGGAUCUUCGCAAAGCAGCCGAGGAAGCAUUUGAAGUUAAAGAUGUGUUUAAUUCCACCUUAGACUCUGAGACAAUAAAACAGACUCUGUACAGGCAGGCUAAAAACCAGGCUUAUGCAAUGAUGCUGUCCCUGUCUGAGAACGCUCCCCUCCACACGUCCUCCCAGAACUCUCUGGGCGCUUGGUUGGACAUGGCAGGAGCAGCUUCAGAGUCGGGGAGCUUUAACCCCAUCAACCACCUCUGAGAGGUCAACAAGGCACUGGCCAGAGUCCAAGCGAGGAGGCGGUGGUGCUGCAAUUAUCCUAGCAAAAAUCCUAGCAAGCAGAAGAUGGAUGAGAGGGCCUCAGGGAGUCGUCUGGACUUUUGGCUGAGAAGGAAACCUGUCGCAUCUGACCUACAAGUCCUGCAUUUUUAUCUAUCCAGAGUUUUCAUGUCUAAUUUAUCAGAAUGAACAUCUCCAAAACUGGAUAACCCUGAUGCAGCCCUAGGAUUUCACAGUCUAUAGGAAUAACAUGAGCAAGACACGAAUUGCAACAGUGCAAUCAAAUAUUGGCCCCUCUAACAUUACAAAACAGUGUCACUGAGCCAGUAAAGCCUGCGUAUAAAUGAAAGCUUGAAACCAUUCGGUAGCAUUUCCUUUCAAUUCAGCUGAAAAGUGAAGUAAUGAGGAAGGAGAGCCAGGUGUGCCCUAUCCCCGGUGCAAUUCUGACAUAGUCGCUGGAGUUAUACCAGGGAAGGGUAAAUUUGACCCAUUUAAUUGACCCCCAAAAGAAUCUGAAAUUCUGUGCUCCCGCAGGAAUACCGUCCUACCCUUGUUCCCAGCAAAACACACCGGCACAGUGCAAGGCUUCUCGAGUGUGAGGCCACGUUGCCUGCAGUCGUGAUACACCGCAUGCGGUGUCCCGGUUGAGAAAUCUCCAGCGUGGAGCGUCGCUGAGGUUGGGGUUAUCGGUGCAUCGUGCGAGUACGUGGUUCGUGGUCCUUGGCUGUGCCCUGCGUGCCCUUCUGCCUGUGCUGACGCUGCGAGGUUGAGGGUGCUGUCCAUCCCGAGCGCCCGGGAGCCCAAGCUGCUGCUCGAGCUUGAAGCAGCCCGGGGAGGGGUCCUGAAAAAGCCACGUCCCGUGGGCGAGGGGGACGCGGCCCUCGGCCCCGCGCUGGCCGGGGCACCCGGCAACAGCCGCUGGAGAUGCUCAGACCUUCCCAGGCAGAGGGGUCCCGGGGCAGCCCCUCACCCGGGACGUGCAGCCGCGGGGCGUGGGCGAGUCUCGCCCUGGGAAGGGCGGCUCAGACCCGUCUUCUCAGUGAUCUCCCAGGGAGUUUCCGAGCGGCAUCCUUGCGGUGUUGGUAGCAUCCAGGAGCUGCGGCAGAAACUUCUGACUCGUGCGGUGGUUUCAGUAUGCUGGAUGGUUGUUUGUGCACCGCAUGCUGCAAUUUGGCCUAUAAUUUAAGUAGAAAGAUUAAAAUUCCCUUGCUUCAGCAACCUCAGGGGUACAGCCUGCUAUUCAAGCACACAGCUAAAAAUCAAAUUGUCUCUCUGACUCUAAAAUUGCUCACAGAUACUUUAUGAGUGAUUUUAAAUCGCUUCAAAGUCUCAUCUCCCUUACUGAUACAAAGCAGCCUCCAGAAAUACUGUGAUGUUUAUGCUGUUCUGCAUUGCAAUUACAAUCUGCUGUUGGAGCGGUGAUUUUACAGGUGAUGCGGAAUUACAGAAUAGUCAGGAAAGCAAUUAGACCUUGCAAGGGAUAACAUUAGCUACACAGAUAAAGUGAAGAAUGUGUGUUCUGAGAAUUUUUGAAUUAUGAUAUCUAAAAAUUAGAAAUGCUGAGGACCAGACUGCUGCUACCACUGAGAGAGAGCUCGUGCCUCUGCAUCUUGGCCGCUGCAGUUCUGCGCCCGCAGCCGCCGGGCGGCUGGAGGCAUCCAAGGCCAGUGAAGUCGAGAGGAGCUUUUCCCAUUAAUUUCAGUAUAUUUUAGUGCUGGGUGAGCUUCGAGUAAGUGUUGUACCAGGUAGUAGCCGCUUGCAGAACUGGGUUACUGGCCGAUUUCAGAGGGGCAGCGUGCAGGUCGGUACAUCUGCCUGUGACCGCUGGACACGCACAGCCUGUCCGCUCGGCGCGAGGGGAGCAGACGGCGGCUCCUGGGCCGGUCCAGUGCGCGGGGGCAGAGCGGGGCAGCCUCACCCCAGCACGCUGAAGCAAAGGAAAGUGCUCCCCAGGGCAUGGGCGGUGGUAGAGAGAUACCUUUGCAAUUCACUCUUUGCGCCCAAGAGCACACGUGAGGCUGUUUUUAGCUAGCCAGGAGCCUCAGCAUCUCCAUGGAGGGAAGCAUCUAGGGUAGCUUUGGUACAGAAGGAACAAAAGGUAAAUUAGCAGCAUCAGAGUAUUUUCCAAGGAAAUUUACCCUUCCUUUUUGCUUUUCCACAACACCCUGUGAAAGUGCCCAAGGCUCUGAGACCAACAGUCUGUAACCUGAACUGCUUCAUAUAUUUGCACAAAGCUCUGGGGGAAAUAGAGCCCGAGAGCUGACAACGUCAAAAGAACCCAGGCUCUGCCAAGGAGAGGGGACGUCCCCGUCCCGGCACAUCUGCCUCUGCUGCUGCUGCUGCAGCACAGCCCUGCCCAGGCGCUUGGCCUUUAAAUUAUUCCCACAGGGGCCAACGGAAAAUAAUAAAAGAAUUGUUUCUUUUCCUGAUGGAAUUUAUUUUAAUCUGUAUAUAACUUGUAAUUGUUUGCUAAUUCUUUUCCUAUUUUAUUUCUUCCUUAACAGUAUUUUUUGCAUUAGAUAUCAUUAUUGUGAAGAAAUAAUGUUAAUAUAAGUAUGUAGUGAAGGACCAAAAUGGUGUCGUUAAGGCUGUAUGUUGUACGAUUGAUAACCAGGGAGUAGGAAGCUUUUGUCCAUGUGCCAAAUGCCCCCGGCCAGUCCCGCCGGUCUCGCUGCCGCUUCUCCAGACAAUCAGCCGGGUUGUUGCCUUUGCCUCCGAGCGCCCUCGAAGCCGCGGCAGCCGAAGGGUUCUGGGCCGUUCCUCGGCCGCUCAGGAAGCCACCGCCGCCUCGGCCAGCGGGCGAGAGCCCCCCCGUGCCGCACAGCCGGCCCCCCGCCCCGCGAGCCAGGGGAGCGGGCAGCCACGGGCCGGACGGAGCGACGGAGAGACGGGGAGACGGAGAGACAUCUGGGCCCCACGGGGCAGCUGGGGCUGAGCAGGGAUGUCACCGUGCCAGCCAGGGAUGCCAGCGUGCCGGGCAGUGAUGUCAUCAUGCUGGUGAGUGAUGUCACCGUGCCAGCCAGCGAUAUCACCAUGCCAGCCAGGGACACCACUGUGCUGGCGAGCAAUGUCACCGUGCCAGCCAGCGAUGCCACCGUGCCGCCUGUCCCCCAGCCCUGAGGUGCAGAGCCGGGGGCCACGGUGCCCCCCCGGG
Molecule: messenger RNA, 7386 nt
Organism: Tyto alba (common barn owl)
Lineage: Eukaryota; Metazoa; Chordata; Aves; Strigiformes; Tytonidae
Gene: PRDM16
Product: PR/SET domain 16
Exons: 17
Coding region: 414-4214 (1266 amino acids)
Cellular component (GO): nucleus
Molecular function (GO): histone H3K9 methyltransferase activity; protein binding
Source: RefSeq, a predicted model, not a curated record